UAAAACUCAAGUUUUCAGUAAACAAUCAGAAUCAGAAAAGCCAUGAAGCUGACAUUUGUUAUUGGACUCGUCCUGGUGGCAGGAUCUUUGGCGCUGCCGCAGGGCAGGAUCGCCGGAGGUGAGGACGCCGUGACCGGACAGCUGCCCUACCAGGCCGCCCUCUCCAUCGGCGGUAGCUACAACUGUGGCGCCGUGGUGAUCGCCAAGCGCUACGCCCUCACCGCCCUCACCUGUGUCUGCUCCGAGGGCAAGGACACCGCAUGGCCCCCUCAGCUUUUCGCCGUAACCGUCGGAUCCGUGGACCUCUACUCCGGCGGCAAGCAGGUGCGAGUGGCCGAGAUCAUCCUCAACCCCAACUACAUCACCCUGAAAUCCGGACUGGCUCUGCUCCGCCUGGAGGAGGACCUGCCCUUCGGAGAGACCGUCGCCGCCAUUCCCCUCGCCCGCGAGCUCCCACCCCAGGGCGCCAACGUUGAGAUCUCCGGAUGGGGCAGGACCACCGAGUCGGAGGUGAACAUGCACCGCACCCUGCAGAUCGGCGAGGCCGAGGUGAUGGCCUCCCGCGAGUGCGCCCUGGCCAAAACCGAGGAGGAGCCCGUAGCGGAGAACGAACAGGUGCUGUGCCUGGGCCACGGACGUCGCCAGGGCAUCUGCAGCGGCGACAUGGGCGGCCCGGCCGUCUUCGAAGGUGAACUGGUCGGGUUGGGCGCCCAGAUGCUCGGCGAGUGCGGCGGCAUGCUCCCUGAGCGCUUCAUCAGCAUUCCCUCCUACUACGACUGGAUCCAGGAGCAGUUGCAAUAAAGCACUCUCUAUAACUUGGCCAACAGCAAAA
Molecule: messenger RNA, 832 nt
Organism: Drosophila ananassae
Lineage: Eukaryota; Metazoa; Arthropoda; Insecta; Diptera; Drosophilidae
Product: serine protease SP24D
Exons: 2
Coding region: 43-801 (252 amino acids)
Biological process (GO): proteolysis
Molecular function (GO): serine-type endopeptidase activity
Source: RefSeq, a predicted model, not a curated record